Molecule: messenger RNA, 228 nt
Organism: Penicillium arizonense
Lineage: Eukaryota; Fungi; Ascomycota; Eurotiomycetes; Eurotiales; Aspergillaceae
Exons: 3
Coding region: 1-228 (75 amino acids)
Source: RefSeq, a predicted model, not a curated record
AUGGAUUUCCUCAAGAACGCUGCCGAAAAGGCCACCGGCGGAAGUGAGCACAAGGAGGAGAACAACAACCAGCAAAAUGACGACUAUGUUGACAAGGCCUUCGCUAUGGGUGUGAAGAAGUCUGGUUACAGCCUCGACCGCAGCACCCAGGAGAAGGUCACUGAUGGUGUCCGCGACGCUUUCGAGAAGGCUACUGGCAAGAAGCUUUCUGAGAAUAUCUCCAACUAG